Molecule: messenger RNA, 615 nt
Organism: Cooperia oncophora
Lineage: Eukaryota; Metazoa; Nematoda; Chromadorea; Rhabditida; Trichostrongylidae
Source: the annotation of a GenBank genome assembly
AUGUUACAUUAUCAGGUGUUAUCACCGUUCAUUCGCCGUCACGAGAAGAACAUGGACGUUUACAUCGAACGCUUCGUCUCCGCUAUCAUUAAUCACGGUCCUGAUAUGGCAAUGACGGCUGGUGCAACGUUGCUAACACUGGCGAAGAAUCUUCACGCACUGUCUCUAGCACGAGCAGAUGCUCAAGGUCGCGUAUGCUUGCCUCUAGAGCAUGCUACUGUGGAGAUAGCGGAAAUCGUUGAACAAGAUGAAGUACCCCUCAAGAAUGCAGUAGAAAUCCAAGAAGAUGACGUUGUGGAGGUGAAACCGGAGCCGAUUGAACCUUAUGUGGAAGAUUUUGUAUAUAAGGCUACGCAUCAGCAGAAGGAUGAGUCAAAAUCAGCCUCAACGACUAAAACACCGCUUCCCACCAAGCGGAAGCGUGGACGUCGACCGGGUUCCGCUGUUACUCCGAGCCGAAGGAAACCAAAAGCUCAAGACGCUACCGAUGAUCCAAAGAUUCUCACAGUGGUAGAUGUGGUCGACGGUAAACCAGUGAGACCUCGUCGUACCAGAGCACCGGCAAGGAACAAGCUCGUCAUUGUUGGCGGAGAUGAUUCGGCAAGCGAUGUAUAG